Molecule: messenger RNA, 2317 nt
Organism: Cucumis sativus (cucumber)
Lineage: Eukaryota; Viridiplantae; Streptophyta; Magnoliopsida; Cucurbitales; Cucurbitaceae
Product: pentatricopeptide repeat-containing protein At1g08070, chloroplastic
Exons: 1
Coding region: 61-2265 (734 amino acids)
Biological process (GO): RNA modification
Molecular function (GO): RNA binding; protein binding; zinc ion binding
Source: RefSeq, a predicted model, not a curated record
ACUAUAUUUCAAAUAAUAACGACCCUUAUCUUUAUCCCUACUCUUCCACGGUGCCAAAACAUGGCGCUCUCUUCCCCUUCACUCCUACUUUCACCCUCUUUCCAUGUCCUUCCCUCUUCCGAUCCUCCUUAUAGGGUCCUUCAAGAACACCCAUCUCUCAAGCUUCUCUCCAAAUGCCAAAGCAUUCGAACUUUCAAACAAAUCCACGCUCACAUCAUCAAAACUGGCCUCCACAACACCCUCUUCGCCCUCAGCAAGCUCAUCGAGUUCUCUGCUGUUUCACGCUCUGGUGAUAUCUCUUAUGCCAUCUCCUUGUUUAAUUCCAUCGAAGAACCUAAUUUAUUUAUUUGGAAUUCCAUGAUUCGAGGGCUUUCCAUGAGUCUGUCACCAGCUCUGGCCUUGGUUUUCUUCGUCAGAAUGAUUUAUUCCGGGGUUGAGCCGAACUCUUAUACCUUCCCUUUUCUUUUGAAGUCUUGUGCUAAGCUCGCCUCUGCCCAUGAAGGGAAACAGAUUCAUGCCCAUGUUUUGAAGCUUGGGUUUGUGUCUGAUGUGUUCAUUCAUACCUCGCUUAUCAAUAUGUAUGCCCAAAGUGGUGAAAUGAAUAAUGCCCAAUUGGUUUUUGAUCAAAGUAAUUUCAGGGAUGCGAUUUCUUUCACUGCAUUAAUAGCUGGUUAUGCGUUGUGGGGUUAUAUGGAUCGUGCUCGGCAACUGUUUGACGAAAUGCCUGUGAAAGAUGUGGUGUCUUGGAAUGCUAUGAUUGCUGGCUAUGCACAAAUGGGUCGUUCCAAAGAGGCGUUAUUAUUGUUUGAAGAUAUGAGGAAAGCAAAUGUCCCCCCAAACGAAAGUACUAUUGUGUCUGUUCUUUCUGCUUGUGCGCAGUCAAAUGCACUUGACUUAGGAAACUCAAUGCGCUCUUGGAUUGAAGAUCGUGGGCUUUGUUCAAAUCUUAAGCUUGUUAAUGCCCUUAUUGACAUGUAUUCGAAGUGUGGUGAUCUUCAGACUGCUCGUGAAUUGUUUGAUGAUAUGCUUGAAAGAGAUGUAAUCUCAUGGAAUGUUAUGAUCGGAGGUUACACUCACAUGUGCAGCUAUAAAGAAGCUUUAGCGCUCUUCCGCGAGAUGCUAGCCUCAGGUGUUGAGCCUACUGAGAUUACUUUCCUUAGCAUUCUUCCAUCUUGUGCUCAUUUAGGUGCUAUUGACCUUGGCAAGUGGAUACAUGCUUAUAUAAACAAAAACUUCAACUCAGUCAGUACCUCUCUUUCGACGAGUCUGAUAGAUUUGUAUGCUAAAUGCGGUAAUAUAGUGGCAGCACGACAGGUCUUUGAUGGUAUGAAAAUCAAAAGCUUGGCUUCUUGGAAUGCUAUGAUAUGUGGGUUAGCAAUGCAUGGACAAGCAGAUAAGGCUUUUGAGCUUUUCUCAAAAAUGUCUAGUGAUGGAAUUGAACCAAAUGAGAUAACCUUUGUUGGUAUUUUAUCUGCUUGUAAACAUGCUGGUUUGGUUGAUCUCGGACAACAGUUUUUCAGCUCUAUGGUUCAAGACUAUAAGAUAUCUCCUAAAUCCCAACAUUACGGAUGCAUGAUAGAUCUUCUUGGGCGAGCUGGGUUGUUCGAGGAAGCAGAGUCCUUGUUACAAAAUAUGGAAGUGAAACCAGACGGAGCCAUUUGGGGUUCCCUUCUUGGAGCAUGUAGAGACCAUGGACGAGUCGAGUUGGGAGAAUUAGUUGCGGAACGUCUUUUCGAACUCGAGCCAGAUAAUCCUGGAGCAUAUGUGCUUUUAUCUAACAUAUAUGCAGGAGCUGGUAAAUGGGAUGAUGUAGCAAGAAUAAGAACAAGAUUGAACGACAGGGGAAUGAAAAAGGUUCCUGGUUGUACCACGAUUGAAGUCGAUAACGUCGUUCAUGAGUUCCUAGUAGGGGACAAAGUUCAUCCACAAAGUGAAGAUAUUUACAGGAUGUUGGAAGAAGUAGACGAACAAUUAAAGGUAUUUGGAUUUGUGGCAGAUACUUCUGAGGUAUUGUAUGACAUGGAUGAAGAAUGGAAAGAAGGAGCUCUAAGCCACCACAGUGAGAAAUUAGCAAUUGCUUUUGGAUUGAUAAGUACAAAACCAGGUACACCAAUUAGAAUCAUUAAAAAUCUUCGUGUUUGUCGUAAUUGUCAUUCUGCUACAAAGCUAAUAUCUAAGAUAUUCAAUAGGGAGAUUAUUGCUAGAGAUAGAAACCGUUUCCAUCACUUCAAAGAUGGUUCUUGCUCAUGUAAUGACUAUUGGUGAAUACUUUAAUUUACAUAAUAAGACAAUACGCAAAUACAUUAUUCCUUCUUCA